This is a messenger RNA of Xyrichtys novacula (pearly razorfish), 8679 nucleotides long. Lineage: Eukaryota; Metazoa; Chordata; Actinopteri; Labriformes; Labridae. The record is from the annotation of a GenBank genome assembly.
AUGUCAAUCACAUCUGGAUUUCUGGUCUCUCUGUCCUCAGGGUCCAAAGCCACCUCCUGUGAGGCCUGUCACAGACUGGCUCGAUGCCACGCCCCCCUCCACGAUAACAGCGUUGAGACCGUGGACGUGUCUUGCCGCUGUGACGACGGUGUGGUGGGAGAUGGUUUCACCUGCUACAACAAAAGCACCUGCAGCGAUGACUGCUGUGGCCGGGGUUACUACUGGUCGCCGCUACAGGGCUGCGUGGAUGUGGAUGAAUGCUCUCAGCCCCGCCCCCCCUGUGGUCCUGGGCAGGUCUGUGUGAACACCCCAGGCUCCUUCACCUGCCUGCUCCCUGAUCAAAAGAGCCGCACAGCAGUGAAAUCCAGACCCCGCUCAGUAAAGUUUGGCUGUGGAAGCGCACAGUGUCCUCCAGGUCACGACUGUCUCCAGGUGAACGGCACAUCUCAGUGUGUCGACCCGUGUCAGAACUACACGCCGCUACAAGACACCCGGCGAUCCACAAACCUGUGGGCGGACCCUGAGUCCAGAGUCUGUGACAUGCAUACCGACUGGCAGGGCUGGUACCGUCUGUUCAUCGGUAACAGCAGUGUCCGGAUGCCAGAGCGGUGCAUUCAGCGACACAUGUGUGGGACCGACGCCCCCCUGUGGCUGCGGACCCCCCACCCUCUGAAGACUGAAGGCAUUGUUUGGGCGGAGGUUUGUGGCAGCUGGGAACAAGACUGCUGCCAGUUUCAGUCCAACCCCAUCCACGUGAAAGCCUGCCCAGGAAACUACUACGUCUACAAGUUAGUCAGCCCGAACCUGUGCCGGCUAGCUUACUGUGCAGGUGAGAAACAGGUACGCCGAUGUAGAGACACACGGUUAUUACACCUAUGUGUAGGAUACCACCUUUUCGUAGAUGUUCAGGAUGUGGUGGAACUUCAGGGUUCAUGUUGUUGUGACAGAGCAGAUCAGUCACAGUCACACAUCAUGUCGUAUCACAAACCAGAACCUCUCCCUGACAGAGUCGUCCUCCGCAGAGUCCAGAUGUUGAACUCCAGGGUUGAGAACGGUUUGUUCUACAUGUUUGUUUGCUGUUUGCACGGUCACGGUCUCUGAUGGUUUGAACCCGGCCUCACAGAAACACUCCAACACUGAAUUUCAUGGACGUCAUGAACAUGGACAAAGACACCAAAGAUUAACAAACGUAGUUAAUGUGUUCUUCAUGAACUCACGGUGGUUUUGUGUCCUUUACCAGAUGCCAACACUGCGGUGUGUAGUACCUGUGCUGACGGUGAGAGCUGUGUGAGCAGGGACAACAUCAACUGGAGAUGUGAACCAGGUGAGUGACCAUGAAACACACACACACACUUCACUGUCACCAACAGAUGUUAGCAACCUUAACACUCUACUCUGGAUAUCUUCUGAGGCACAGUCAUCUCCCUCCGUCUGGAACUAAGAGUUCUCUGAAGGCACAACACUGAGGUCUUAAAGGGUCCUGUUCAAAGAUCUUCUCAGAUCUAUCGGGUCUCACUGAGUCCUAAAGAGUCUUUACAGGUUUCAAAGGUGUUUCAGUCCAAAUGAUGGAUCCACAUGAACAUGUCAAGUUCUUCCGUCAGUGUCUACAGGUCCCAGGAGGUUUAGCCUAAUGAGUCUAUGAAAGGUCAGAGUCUGGUCUGAAAGAUCCAGUGGUUUUGACAGGUCCAGGAGGGCUUUGAAUGGUCAAGUGAUCCAGAAUUUAGACAAAUGCUGAGACUUAUGAAUUCAAGAGAAGGACACCAUACCUUCAGGAGAUGUUGACUGACUCCUUCUCUGAUGUUUAGACCCCAGGUCUAGUCUGCGGCUGGUGAACGGGGACACAGCAUGCUCUGGGCGGGUGGAGAUCUUCCAUAACAGCCAGUGGGGAACUGUCUGUGAUGAUAGCUGGGAUCUGAAUGACGCCCAGGUGGUCUGCAGACAGCUGGGAUGUGGUCCUGCCCAGUCUGCACCUAGUGCGGCUCACUUUGGACCAGGAACUGGACCGAUCUGGAUGGAUGACGUCGCCUGUACAGGCAGUGAAUCUGCAUUAUCCCAGUGUGGACACAAUGGGUUUGGCAUUCAUGACUGCCUCCACUCUGAAGAUGCCGGGGUCAUCUGUUCAGGUCAGUGACGUCUGCUGGUUUUAUUCCACUGAAGACAAACUGAACAUGUGUGAUGGCUGACAUUAAGGGCCAGAGGUGGAGGACUGUGACCUUUGUUCAACCAGCCCCUGAUUGACUUAAAUUAACAUUGUGAUCAAUUAACUCUGGAGCUGAUCACUUAAUUGAUUACUGUGUAUUUGGAGAUGAUCAGAAAAACAGUUUAAAAAUCCCUUCAGUUCACUUUGCACGAAUAAAGGAACCAUCAGAGAGAAGAUUUAAGGCGAACAGAAGAUUAAAAAUCAAAGACAGUAAAAAUGUAAAUGAGUGACAGAACAUGAUAACAGUGAGCAGAGGUUCAGAUCACACUAACACGGGCUGUUAACACGAACUGAAGGCUGUUGGGAUCAUUAAAGCUCCUGUGGGGAACUUUCUGUUGCUGUCAGAUUUGGCGCCCUCUGUGGACAAAGCAGUCAUUGCGUUCUUGUCUCUGAGAAAAACCUCAUCCUGCUGACUCUGGACACUCAAAUGUUUCAUUCAUUGGAAACAUUAUGAGUGGAAAUUGAAAAGAGAGCUGCUUCGUCAGCUGUUGGGUGGACACCUACCUCCUCACACUUACUUCAGACCUUCAAAACGACGAUAUAAACUCCUCAGUCUGUCCCUGAUGGGCUUGUUAACAUUUGUGUGUGAUUAAAAAGCGUCAAUAUAAAGUGUAGUCUUGAUCAUAGACAUGAACAAAAACCUUCUCAGGAGCUUUAAAGGCACAGAAAAAAGGACUGUUUUUGACGGGGGUUUAUAAAUGUUCCCGUCUGGGGCCCCUCUGGUCUCUGAAGAACUAAAGGAUAGUGACAGACUGCUGAUUUGAAGGUCUCUGCAGACUCACAGUCCCUCUGACUGACUGUUUUUCUGUCUAGCUGCCUUCUCUGAUGUCAGGCUGGUGAACGGGGACACAGCAUGCUCUGGGCGAGUGGAGAUCUUCCAUAACAGCCAGUGGGGAACUGUCUGUAGUGAUCUCUGGGAUCUGAAUGACGCCCAGGUGGUCUGCAGACAGCUGGGAUGUGGUCCUGCCCAGUCUGCACCUAUUUUGGCCCACUUUGGACCAGGAACAGGACAGAUCUGGAUGGAUGACGUCGCCUGUACAGGCAGUGAAUCUGCAUUAUCCCAGUGUGGACACAAUGGGUUUGGCAAUCAAAACUGCAACCAUGAUGAAGAUGCUGGAGUCAUCUGUUCAGGUCAGUGACACCGAUUUUAACACCAUCUGAAAAUCAAGAUCUGCUUUAGUACCGUGGUUCUAGCUCUACACUCUUACACUGAUCCUGCAACCAUCUCACCGUCUUCACUCAGUGUGGAGGACUACAUCUCUUUUUAUACCAGCAAACCUGUGCUCCACCAACACUUCCCCCCGUCACCCCACUCCUGUGGACUCCAGGACUCACUUCUUUAGACAGAGACCUCCCUCUGUCUAAGCUCUUCGCCGUAGUACCUGCUCUUCCGUGUUGUUUGUUGAUCACGUUGCUCUAAAACCAGUUUACUUUCAUGAGUCCUUCUUUGACCAAGUCUCCUGCUGGAUCACUGCCGGCCUGCUGAGACCACUCGUACAUUUUUCACGUUGCUAGGUUGAGAAUUCAAAUAUUGGAACACUCCCUGAGUUUUGACGGUAAAGACUUCAAUUCCCACAAUGCCUUGUUUUGCAGUGUGUUGCAUCACAUGUGCUAUUUCACCUUUAGGUAGGUUUCUGCAGCCGGAGCUGGCCUGUGGGCGGGACAGUCUGCGAUUGAUGGUUCAAAAGAGUCUGCUGGAGGAACAAGGACUGAACGCCUCCUCUGCACACCUGAUCGACCCCCGCUGCCACCAGCAGGAGGACCACCGAGAGACCAUGUGGUACCUGGUGGAACGAAGGGAGGGUGUCUGUGGAAAUUUGGUGGAGGUGAGUCUGGUGGUGUUGGAGGUUGCAUGUCAUGACUGAAUCUGUAAAAAUCUGGAUAUUCAUGAGUUUCUGACGACCUCUAACCAACACAAAGACCUGUUAGUGUCGACGGGAAUGAAGUCCCAUGAGCACUUUUAAGGGGCUCAGCUUUUGGUCCAGUCUCUUCUUUAAGGGCAGAUUUUGGGCCUUUUUGUCUUUAUUGGUAGGACAGCUGACAGGAGACAGGAUGUGGAGUAGACAGUGAAUAGAUGUCAGGCAGGAACAAGUUAGCAACUCAGUAAAGCAGCGAGGAUUAUAGUAUCAGGGUUCGGGCAAGCACUCCAACGCUUCCUCUUACGACGUUGUGACAAAACAUUAUUUUUCUUUGGCAGAGUCAAAGAAAGUACAGCGAACCCUUAUCUGCAUUGGUUUUCAGUAGGAAUCAGCACUGCUGUCAGUGGGAGCAGGUCCUUAAAGGGAUAUUCCAGAAUAAAAUUAAUUUAGGGUCAAACCCACUGUAACCCCGAGUUAGACCCCGCCCCCUCCAGAGAUGAAUGUUGUCGACCGCUUGCUUCUCUAGUUAUACCAACUUUAGUAACGACCGCAGGAUAGAAAUACAGAGAGCCACGCCCUCAACCAAAACGCCACUCUAUAUCCACAAAUAAUGCUCAGAACAGCACCUAACUUCAUCAACAGGACAUAUAGGGUCACAGACAUAGUACUAGACACCAAACAUCUUUUUAACUUUGACUCAUUUCUUUAGCAAAGAGACUAAACACAACUCACGCUUGUUUGUAGAGAGACCUCAGGCCAGUCCAUUACAGACUACAGCGGGGUGCCGCAGCUCAAGGAAGAACAUUUAUGAUCAUUUCUUUAUCAUUUCCUUGAAGUAAUAAUCACCAUAUUAAUCAUUUUACAGACGCGGUAGUUCUUCUGUCUUAGCGUCUCGGUCUGAUUGUAUUUCCAUGAAGAAAUAAAAUGCAAAGAAAUGAGUGUUGCUGCUGUCACUAUGACCUUGCUGAUUACACUGAGAGAGCCCGACACAGGACGUCACAGCGCUGCCAGCAUGACUGUAGACUUUUUGACGAAUCAUAAACUGUUUUCACUGUUUGUCUGCGUUUGUUGGGAUUGAUCGUCUGCUGUUUCGCUCUGUCUUCCCAUGGUGCAGUACAACAGCAGACACAUCACCUACUCCAACAUACUGUUUGUGUACCCCUUUGAUGGGACCAAUGUCUCCGUCUCCAUCCCAAUGAGCGUCCCUUUCACCUGCGUCUUCCCGUUGGACGACACCACCAGCCUGGGGACCGCCAUCCGAUACCAGCUGCCGUGAGUUCACCUGCUGCGGCGCUCCUUCCCCAGUAAACGCCCAUCUGGUUCCUACACAGCUGUGAUUGUCUGAUAAUCCACAUGCUUUAUAAAUUAGUUUGGCUCUAAGUUAUUCUGCUCAGUCUCAAGGUUUUAGGACUUUCAGCCUCAAUAUGAUCACCGAAGUGUGUGAUCAGAUCCUGGAGGUGUUUGGAAUUUAAUCCAGGUUUGAACUGAAUUACAAAGACCUUUAAACUCAUAACGAACAUUAAAUCUGUCCCUGGAACUGGACUAUAAUCUAGAAUAUUGAGGUAUUUAACUGUGUAAACGUGUUAAAUCUGUCGUCUUCUGUGAAGAUUUUCCACCUGAAACAGAAUUUCUCCGUUUCCUCCAGGAGGAACAGUCUCGGUGUGGUGAGGUCAGGAGAACCAAACCGGGUGGUGAUGACCCUGUACCAGAGACCAGACUACAGCCUGCCCCUCCCCCCCGGCUCCGUUAGCCUGCCGCUGGGCUCCGCCCUGCAUGUCGGCGCCUCUGUCGAAAACUACGACAACUCAACCUUCGUUCUCCUGCUGGAAAACUGCUACGUCACCAACUCUCCCGGCGCUGACGAUCCAGACAAGUACUUCCUGAUCCAGAACAGGUGACGGUCCAGACAUGAGCAGAGUUUCUUUAAAUGACUUCUUAGUGCGAGAAAACUGACCGACGCCUCGAUCGUUUGUUAAAAUGAUGAAACACUUUCUCAGAAAAAAUGUGGUCGAACGCUGAAAACUCGAGGAUUACAGUAAACAGAUUAAGAUUAGAUGCUGACGUCACACAGUCACUCUGAGUGAGACACACAUGAAGGCGGGGCGUCUGUCACAGAAUAUAAGCUGCUGUCUGAUUGGUUCAUCCCCCCAGGUGCCCGGUUGACCGUCGUCAUGUGACGGUGGAUGAAAGCGGACGGUCACGGCGAGCGCUCUUCUCAGCGCUGCUCUUCCAGUUCCACGGGACCUACGAGGACGUUUAUCUGCACUGCAGGAUCAGUCUGUGUGACGGGGACAGCGGCCCCUGCAGGCCUGUGAGUGAACUGCAGCUGAGUCACCAACACAGAUCACUCAGUGGAUCUUGUAGAGGUCAAAGGUUAUCAGGAAACUCACACGGGUUUUACUUCAGUUUAAGGGGGUUGACAGGAUCCUGCUUAGACCUGGACAGGGUUCUAGAUGUCACCUGGAUUCUCUUCAUUUAGAUUUCACCUCGUUUUAUUAUAGUCCUCAGUUUUCUGUGUGUUUUCCCCUUAGUCCUGUAGUCCAGUCCCCCUGUAGUCCUGUAGUCCAGUUCCCCUGUAGUCCUGUAGUCCUGUUCCCCUGUAGUCCUGUUCCCCUUAGUCCUGUAGUCCUGUUCCUCUGUAGUCCUGGUCCCCUGUAGUCCUGUUCCCCUGUAGUCCUGUAGUCCAGUUCCCCUGUAGUCCAGUUCCCCUGUAGUCCUGUAGUCCAGUUCCCCUGUAGUCCAGUUCCCCUGUAGUCCUGUAGUCCUGUAGUCCAGUUCCCCUGUAGUCCUGUUCCCCUGUAGUCCUGUUCCCCUGUAGUCCUGUUCCCCUGUAGUCCUGUUCCCCUGUAGUCCUGUAGUCCUGUUCCCCUGUAGUCCAGUUCCCCUGUAGUCCUGUAGUCCUGUUCCCCUGUAGUCCAGUUCCCCUGUAGUCCUGUAGUCCUGUUCCCCUGUAGUCCUGUUCCCCUUAGUCCUGUAGUCCUGUUCCUCUGUAGUCCUGGUCCCCUGUAGUCCUGUUCCCCUGUAGUCCUGUAGUCCAGUUCCCCUGUAGUCCAGUUCCCCUGUAGUCCUGUAGUCCAGUUCCCCUGUAGUCCAGUUCCCCUGUAGUCCUGUAGUCCUGUAGUCCUGUAGUCCUGUAGUCCAGUUCCCCUGUAGUCCUGUUCCCCUGUAGUCCUGUAGUCCUGUUCCCCUGUAGUCCUGUAGUCCUGUUCCCCUGUAGUCCAGUUCCCCUGUAGUCCUGUAGUCCUGUUCCCCUGUAGUCCUGUUCCCCUGUAGUCCUGUUCCCCUGUAGUCCUGUAGUCCUGUUCCCCUGUAGUCCAGUUCCCCUGUAGUCCUGUAGUCCUGUUCCCCUGUAGUCCAGUUCCCCUGUAGUCCUGUAGUCCAGUUCCCCUGUAGUCCUGUUCCCCUGUAGUCCAGUUCCCCUGCAGUCCUGUAGUCCAGUUCCCCUGUAGUCCAGUUCCCCUGUAGUCCAGUUCCCCUGUAGUCCAGUUCCCCUGCAGUCCUGUAGUCCAGUUCCCCUGUAGUCCAGUUCCCCUGUAGUCCAGUUCCCCUGUAGUCCAGUUCCCCUGUAGUCCUGUAGUCCAGUUCCCCUGUAGUCCUGUUCCCCUGUAGUCCAGUUCCCCUGUAGUCCUGUAGUCCUGUUCCCCUGUAGUCCUGUUCCCCUGUUCUCCUGUAGUCCUGUUCCCCUGUAGUCCUGUAGUCCAGUUCCCCUGUAGUCCAGUCUUAGUUCUCAGUCUGACCCUGUCUCCCUCCUCUUCUCAGUGUUUUAUUCUUUAAAUCAGUUUUCUGUGUUUAUUUCCUGUUUUAUUUUGUAGGAGUUGGUUCCUUGUGUUUCUGGUUUCCCUCCUUCGUUAAUCUCUCAUCAGUCUCACCUGAGUCUCGUUUACCUGGGUGUGUUUAUAGCCGUCGUCUUCCCCUCUGCUCUUGCUGGUUCAUUGUUUGUUUUUGUUUGUCUGUGUGUAUUAGUGUCUGUGUUUGUGUCUGUGUCUGUGUCUGUGUGUUUGUGUGUAUUAGUGUUUGUGUGUGUGUUUGUGUGUCUGUCUGUGUGUUUUUGUGUGUCAGUGUGUAUUAGUGUUUGUGUGUAUUAGUGUUUGUGUGUCUGUGUCUGUGUCAGUGUGUGAAUCCCUGGUCUCCUUGUGUUGUUGUUUCCUGGUCAGAUUUCACUCCUUGUUGUUUUUUUCUCUCUGACGUUCUUAAAGUCGUUGUUUUUGUUGGUCUGGAGGUUCCAAAGAUCUGAUUCACUGACUUCAGUCUGUUGUUGUUUCUUCAGAGAUGCUCUGCUGGUUCUUCUCCGUGUUUUCUUUGUUUUUCUACUUUAAUGGUUUCAUUCAGUCACAGAUCUGUAGCUCUGGACUUUAAUGUUCCUCAGAGUCCUUCACGGACCCUCUCAGCUCUGAGAGAAGACAAACGGUCUCACGUUCAGCUUUUUUUAAUCACUGACUCUGAAUCUGUGAUUUCUGCAGAGCUGUUCCAGACGCCGCGCUCGCUCUGCUGGAGCCUCAGGCCAUCAGCUUCCUGUCACCAUUGGACCAAUCAGCUGUGAGUGUUUCCUUAACGACAAACACGCCUCCGAGGGUCAAAGGUCACCAAAACAUCUCUCUGUUUCUGUGUCCAGGGUUCUAA